GCAAUGGUGACCUCCAGCAUUAUUUAUACAACUUUCUCCAUAUAUUUUCUAUUCUCUCAAUUUGUAAUGAUUUCACAUUGUGCUCCUUCACCUGUAGUUGCAUAUUCUCCUCCUUCACCUCCUCAUAAUAUCAACACAGUUAUUUCAACACAAAAACUACAAAAAUGUCCUCCUUGUCCGAAGGAUAGUUCCUUAAGUGACACAAAUAAGGCCCUCGUAUCAAAAUUGCGCUACCCUCCACAAAUUGGAAAUUGUACAGCCAAUAACGCUAUCGCAAAGCCAACAACGGCAGCUUUGAAAGGAAGAGGCGAACGUUGUUGUUGCUGUGAUUGUUGUUGCUGCAGGCCGUGUUGUUGCUGUUGUUGUAAACCAUGCUGCUGUUGCUGUUGCAAACCUUGCUGUUGUUGUUGCUGCAGGCCUUGCUGCUGUUGCUGCAGACCAUGUUGCUGCUGCUGUUGUAGGCCUUGUUGUUGCUGCAACUGUUGCGGCUGUAAACGUCAUCGACGCAAUGGUUGCAAUGCUACAACAAUAAAGAUGGUAGAUGUUCUUCCAACACCUCCAAUUUUAAUGAAGAUGAAAGGACAAUGAAAUAUUUUUCAAAGAAUUAAAUAAGAUAUUUUUAUAUAUUUUAAAUUAUUAAAUAAAUUAUAAAAUACAAUUUAAAUAUUCCUAUUGUGAUAAAAUUUUAAUUAAAAUUUUUAUAAUUCGAUUGAAAAUCCCUGUAUUGAAACUUUCUGUUAAGUGAUCUAAAGCAACUCGCCCAAACGUUUUUUAUGCAUUUUCUAAUCUUCCGAAUGUCAUCUAGUAACCUUGAUUGCCAAAAGACUUGACUGGCACCUUGAGUGUGCUCACUGAACA
This is a messenger RNA of Meloidogyne enterolobii, 858 nucleotides long. The record is from the annotation of a GenBank genome assembly. Lineage: Eukaryota; Metazoa; Nematoda; Chromadorea; Rhabditida; Meloidogynidae.